This is a messenger RNA of Serpula lacrymans var. lacrymans S7.9, 545 nucleotides long. RefSeq lists its product as uncharacterized. The transcript has a single exon. The record is from RefSeq and is a predicted model, not a curated record. NCBI's taxonomy places the organism in Eukaryota, Fungi, Basidiomycota, Agaricomycetes, Boletales, Serpulaceae. Bases 63 to 428 code for a protein of 121 amino acids.
CCGGGGUCACGAAAAGUGUUAGCAGGAGGGCUAGUCGAAAUACGAGGGCUUCACGCGAUUGGAUGGACGUUGAUGCUGAGCCAGCACCCGAAGAUGUUGCCAUGAACGGAAUAUCGCAUCCCCCACCCCCAGACCCUAUUAUAAAAACCGAUAAAUCAUCUAUUUCCAUACAAAAUUCCGUUUCUCAUGAUCCGGAAUCGUGCAACACCAUCCAGGAAUCACAUAACCAUGACCCUACAUCUUUCGACCAAAAUUCAACUUGGCCUGGUCAGUAUACUGGCCCAGCAAGUGGGUUCUUACAGGAGAAUCCCAAGAUUGUCUCAUAUGCGCAGGAUACUCCUAGGAUUGCUUCUCUUCCCAUGAAUCCUGGCCGUACAAUUUACUCGCAACAACUUCCUAAUCGUUCUGAGAACGGUUUAAACCGGUAACAUAUAAUUACUGUAUCGUCAUCGACUGUAUUUGCUAGAUAUCCAUCGAGAAACUCUGGAGGUUUACACAACUUAUAGCACAGUAUUAAUUCAGCUGUCUUUUUUCAUUGCCACACU